Molecule: messenger RNA, 2715 nt
Organism: Gasterosteus aculeatus aculeatus (three-spined stickleback)
Lineage: Eukaryota; Metazoa; Chordata; Actinopteri; Perciformes; Gasterosteidae
Gene: ptger4c
Product: prostaglandin E receptor 4 (subtype EP4) c
Biological process (GO): positive regulation of cytosolic calcium ion concentration; cellular response to prostaglandin E stimulus; adenylate cyclase-activating G protein-coupled receptor signaling pathway
Cellular component (GO): plasma membrane
Molecular function (GO): prostaglandin E receptor activity
Source: RefSeq, a predicted model, not a curated record
UGUCACCACAACCAGCCGCACCUUCGUGUGGGCACACCGGGAGACAAAACCACGGCUGCACACCAAACAGAAGAAGCGCUCCGUCCUGAUGCACGCAAAGCGUUCACGCGCGGCAAUUAAGAUGUCACGUUACACCUAAGGAUUUAUUUUGACGCUCAAACAUUACGGAAAGUUCUCACACUUAAACCUUCGUACGGUGCGCGUUUUCAUUAUGAUCAACGACACUUUUGCAUUUGGAGACCUGGACGCGAACGUAUCGGAGUCACUGUCACCUCUGUCUCUCAACCACAACCAGAGUGUGUUCCCCGCGCUGCGCCUGGAGUCCAAGUCUCUCGUCACUUCAGCCACGAUGUUCGCCGUGGGGGUCCUGGGAAACAUCGUCGCCAUCGUUGUGCUUUGCAUCUCCAAAAAGGAGCAGAAGGAAACCACUUUCUACACCCUAGUGUGCGGGAUGGCCAUCACGGAUCUGUUGGGCACAUGCUUCACCAGCCCGGUGGUGAUCGCCACAUAUGUCGCCAACCGCUGGCCAGGAGGAGCGCUACUCUGCCACUUCUUCUCCUUCUCCAUGCUUUUCUUCGGCUCAGCUGGGGUGUCAAUCCUGUGCGCCAUGGCCGUGGAACGAUACUUGGCCAUAAACCAUGCGUAUUUCUACUCCCAGCACAUAGACCGGACAAUGGCGCGCUUUGCGCUCCUGGUCACGUACCUGGCUAACGUUUUACUGUGUAUCAUGCCCAGUUUGGGCUUCGGGCAGCACGUCAGGCACUUUCCAGGGACUUGGUGCUUUUUGGACUGGAGGGCGAUGGAUCCACUUGGAGCUUGCUACUCCUUAUUGUACGGCGGCGUGAUGCUGGUGCUGAUCGCAGUGACCGUUUUGUGUAAUUUGGCGGUGUGCAAGUCGUUGGUGGGGAUGAACCAGACCACGGGGAUAGUCAGGACCGAGUCCUGCGAGCAGGGGGGAUCACGUCGCCGCUUCCCCAGGCUGCCGUCGGUCACCUCGGCGGCGGAGAUUCAAAUGUUCUGGCUUCUGAUCCUAAUGACCAUCGUUUUCCUGGUCUGCUCCAUACCUUUAGUUGUGCGCAUCUUCGUGAACCAGCUGUACGACCCUGCUUACAUCUCUGCCGGGGGGAAGCCUGACUACCGCAGCGACAUGUUGGCGAUCCGCUUCGCCUCAUUCAACCCCAUAUUAGACCCCUGGGUGUACAUUUUGUGCAGGAAGAACCUGCUACUAAAAGGCUGCGAGACGCUGAAGAGGACAGUGGUCAGCGUUAAAGACGGUCGUGGAGACAACAUCGGCUGGGUAGGAGGUCAACACUCUCCUCCGUCAUUACACAGCAACGACACCAGCUACGCGUCAUUACGCACGGCCUGCUACAGGAACGACCUGGAACACCGCUUGUCCAUCAAGAAUAAAUCUUUCACAGACUUUGCGAUGAGGGAAGCGUGGGAGUACGACACCGCCCGGGCCAACUUCCACCCGUUCAGCGUCGAGUCCACCGCGGUGCUCGGGUGUGAAGAGGAGGAAGCAGCAGCCGCUGGUUCCCGACAGGAGGUGGCAGCCAAGUCGUCUCCAAGACGCAGCGCAGAGCCGCUCCUGUCUGCGGACGUUAGAAACCUGGACGUAGUCACUUGCACGUUCAGCACACCGAGUUCAUGUCAGUCAGCGGAAUGCCUUUGAUAGACAGGUGUUCAACAUCUGUUUAAAAUACUGUGAGUAAAAUCAACGACGCCAAUGAUGAAGUCCACACUGGAUCUCUUUAAAUGUUUGAAUUACAACCUAACGGCCUUGUCAGAAUCUAAUGGAAAACAUUGAGGGAUUUUGAUUCAAAUGAAGACCAGGUUAAAACAAUAUCAGACUUAAAAUAUUCCUUCUCAAUUUGCUGCAUAAUCCAAGUCUAUUCAAUCACUAUUUCACAAACACACGCAUCUUCAUGAAACAGUUCGAACCGCUGCCUGGGGAUGGAUUCUCUCACAUGGGCGUUACUGCUCCGUCUGUCCGGGGGCCUUUAACCCUAUCGGGAUUCUCUGGUCAUCGUGGGGCUGUACGCAGAAAAGCAGACAUCCCAGAUGACACCUGAUGAAUUUCCAAACAUGGAAAUCUAUAAAUAAAUGAUACAUAAUUAUACCCCAUGGGUACAAAUAAAGGUUGUGACACUCAAAAGGAUUUGAUGUAUGAAUCAAUAUGUGCCAUUCGUAAUAUAUUUAUAUAUGCAUUAUGUGUUGUUGUUGCAUUGGAUUUCAUACUUUUAUAAAAACUAAAGUGCUGCUAAUUUACUCUGUUUUGCAUGAUGCAGGGAAAACUGAAUGUAGAACUUUUGAAAAUGAUUAAAUAUUGUGCACAUUUACUAUAAUGUUUUGAUAACAGCCAAAGUGAACGAAUCACCUCUUUUUAAAAGAAGAAAAAGAAAUACUGUAGUUGUAAGCUGUACGACCUGUGGUGCUUGUUUGAUGUUUGGUGGAUCUGUGCAGAGAAAUAAAGUUGGCUCAAGCGCUUCAAAGCAAAUUCUGGGUUAAGCAGAAGGGCGGCGGGCCAACGAUGCUCCUUUGAGUUCAACCUGGGAACACGUAAACAUUUUAUUGACUCAUUUGAAUGACUUAUUGUGUCGCAGUUGGCUCUGCGACACAAUAAGUCCUCAGGAAAUUUAGCUGAAAAAAAGCAUUGUGAAUGGCAGUCAGAAGCAUUCAGUAAAGCAAACAGUGAUAACAAGAUGUAUAUUA